GAGAAAAAAAAAAAGACAAAUGGAGAGCAACCGUUUCUGAGUUGUCGGAGAGUUCGAAGUUGACAACGUAUUCUUUCUACAACAAAUCAUCAAUCCACAAGAAACUUCAUGGAAAAUCCCGCCGAUUCCAAACCGGACAAGUCAAAUCCACAACCGCCGCCCCCGGAUUUGGAGACCGGCGGCCCUGCGCCUCCGGCGGUGCGCGGCGCCGGCGACGGCGACGGCGACGGCGGAGUUGCUAGCAUCGUUGAACGAUGGAAAAGAGAAGAUGUCCUAAAGAAAACCUCAUUGGCGUCGCGUGGAUUAGGCUUCGUUUUCUCUCUUCUGUCUUUCAUUGUCAUGGCGACAAAUAAACAUGGCGAUUGGAGAGAAUUCGACAAUUACGAAGAAUACAGGUACCUCGUAGGAAUCGCGAUCCUGUCAACACUCUACACAGGAUUUCAAGUUUUCAGGCAAUACAGAGAACUUUCUAAGAACAGACCUCUUUUCUCCUGGAAGCAUUUACCAAUGGCGGAUUUCUUAAGUGAUCAGAUUGUCGCAUAUUUGUUGAUAUCAUCAGCUUCAUCAGCUGUGCCAUUGACAGACAGGAUGAGAGAAGGUGCAGACAGCAUCUUCACCGAUGCAUCGUCGGCUGCGAUCGCGAUGCAGUUUUUCGCCUUCUUCGCAAUGGCGAUAUCCGCCGUUGUUUCCGGUCAUAAACUUAAUAAACAAUCCUAUGUUUGAUCGAAUCAAAUUCAC
Messenger RNA from Andrographis paniculata, 738 nucleotides. Its product is annotated as CASP-like protein 4B1. The record is from RefSeq and is a predicted model, not a curated record. The coding region runs from base 109 to 723 and encodes 204 amino acids. NCBI's taxonomy places the organism in Eukaryota, Viridiplantae, Streptophyta, Magnoliopsida, Lamiales, Acanthaceae. The transcript has 3 exons.